This is a messenger RNA of Ambispora gerdemannii, 309 nucleotides long. NCBI's taxonomy places the organism in Eukaryota, Fungi, Glomeromycota, Glomeromycetes, Archaeosporales, Ambisporaceae. The record is from the annotation of a GenBank genome assembly.
AUGAAAAGUAAUAUUGAUAGAAAUGGACAAUAUUCCUCAUACAAUUUUCGUAUAAAUCAGCUACAAUCUCGAACGUCCUUUCUUUCCAAAAAAAUUAGAAUACAAACAACUGAACGUAAACUUCUAUAUAAACCUCCUUAUGAUCUAACCCUCACAAUCGAAGAAUCAACUAAGCCUGCCAAAAAUCGCAAUAAACCACCACAACCACAAAAAAACUGGAUUAUAUCAUAUGCUCACGAAUUCACUUCAAGUAACAAUACAAAUCGAUGGGUCGCUGUCUUAAACGUCAGCAACAACAAUCAUUUAUAA